Molecule: messenger RNA, 1860 nt
Organism: Gasterosteus aculeatus aculeatus (three-spined stickleback)
Lineage: Eukaryota; Metazoa; Chordata; Actinopteri; Perciformes; Gasterosteidae
Source: RefSeq, a predicted model, not a curated record
UUUCUACAUUGUUUGUAUGUGCGCCUGUGGUGUGACGUCAUUUGUAUCUAUAACACCGUAAGGGGGUGUGGUGUGUAUAUUAGCGUGUGUCUGUUCACCUGUGGGGCACGGCGGGUUGUUUGGAGCAUGGCUGCAGGGUGAGAAUGGGGAACAAACUUUCUGUUGACCGUCAGCAUCAUCGUCACCGGAGUAAUUAUUGUCACUAACGUCACUACGAAGUUUUAUGCGCUGUUGAUCCUCUCUUGACUGAUGAAAGGCAUCUAUCAAUUCAAAGUAUGACUCCUGGAUUACCUGUUUGCAUGUGGACCUGUGCACCAAUGAGAACCUUCCGGAGGUAAAUAGGAUCAGUGCAGCCAACAUGUCGCAGGGUGCAGUCCUACAUCUGCUUUGUGCGUUUGGAUUCUUUCACCAAUGUCAAACCUCUCUGGUCCAAUCCCAGCAGCUUGUGUUAGCAGCUCUAGGAGACAACACCUACUUAACCUGUUGGUUGAUGGAUUCUAAAGAUGUCGUGCAAGUCACGUGGCAGAAAAUCAUUGCUGGUGGGACGACGGAUCUCGCUUCUUACAACAAACACUUUGGUCAGAAAGUGAAUACUGGGUUUCAGGGAAGAGUGGAGAUUAAAUCUGCUGGACUGCAGAACAGCUCCAUAGUGAUCAGAAACGUGACUCACCAGGAUAAAGGAUGCUACCGCUGUUUGUUUAACACCUACCCCGAUGGUGCUUUCACUGGGAGAUCAUGCCUCCAGCUCUAUGAGCUGCAUGGACCCUUUCUACACGUCACAGAGUCACACUCUGCUGAAGAGCUAGUCGUGUCCUGCUCAGCCACAGGUCCACCUGUUCCCACGGUAACGCUGACUGUCCCCCACCACAACUCCACCAGCGUCACCAACACCAAUGGAACAGUCACCGUCACCACUACAGCCGUGCUGUCUCGUCUCCAUGACAACAGCCACCGGGUUGGAUGUGCAGCGCGAGUUCUCUCCGGUCGUCAGAUCGAUGUGUAUGAGAUGAUUCCUGAGGUCAGACUGUCGCCUCCUGAUGAUGUUCCUUUGAUCACUGGUGUGGUCGUCGGAGUGAUCUGUGUUGUUGUUGUUGUCGUUGUUGUUGCUGUCUUUGUUUUUUGUCUUAAACGGAAACACCAGAACAGUGUGUCACAAAGGGACCUCGAGGAGAACAAGAGAGACACGAAUGAGCCCAGAACACCUUUAAUGAAUCCAGAAGUACGACAACAGUUCACUUCUCCAAAAUCUGAAAGAAUCAACCUACCAACUACUCCACCUAACAAGAGAGACACGAAUGAGCCCAGAACACCUUUGACGAAUCCAGAACUACGACAACGGUUCACUUCUCCAAAAUCUGAAAGAAUCAACCAACCAAAACAUCCUGAGCGUUUGAAGAAAAAUCUGUUUGCUAGACAACAAAACCCAGAAGACUGAGAGGCUUGUAAAAUAAUACGUUGAUGGAAACUCGAUAUCUAUCUAUCUAUCUAACUAUCUAUAGAUAUAUAUUUGCGUCUAACAUACUAAUGUUUGUUAUAUUCUGGUAAAAAGGGCAGAACAACAAACAGUUAAACGUCCCGUGGACCUCAAGCGAUAUCUAGUGUUCUGUGUGGGAAGAAGUAGUAAAGCACAAAUUCUCAAUGAAAUAUCUAGAUUUCAAUGUUUUACUUUGCAGAGCAAAAAGAAAUAGUGUAUGAAAGAAUUAUGUUGCACUUCAAUGUUUUAUAAUGAAAAUGAUGUUUUCGUGCUCAAUGGACGCUUAUACACAUUGACUUUAAGAUUGUUAUCGUGACACACUUAUGUUGAUGAUUGAAGUCAAUAUUACUGUUCAUGAGUUUUUAAAUGGUUUUAUAUUUUACUGU